UCUGACCGCCAGUCACGGCGGAGAGCUGCGGAGUUUGGCUCCUUUCGCUGCCAGGUUCAGUCUCAGUGCUACGCACCCUGCUCGGCCAUGGAGCCGGCCCCCGACGCCGCGGAGGCGCGCGCGGUGCGCGAGGCCCUGGGCCGCUACGAGGCGGCGCUGGAGGGCGCGGUGCGCGCGCUGCACGAGGACAUGCAGGGGCUGCAGCGCGGCGUGGAGCGGCGCGUGGCCGAUGCGCUGCGCCUGGCCAGUCCGCUGGCGCGCACCGUAGCGGAGCUGCAGCGCGACAACCAGCGGCUGCAGGCGCAGCUCGAGCGCUUGACGCGCCAGGUGGAGGCACUGGGCUUGGCGAGUGGGCUGUCCCCCGCGCCUGGCACACCAGGCACGCCCAGCCCUCCGCCGGCGCCCUCUGUCCCGGACCGCGCGCCCCGCCUGGGCACUGCACGCUUCGCCAGCCACGCCACCUUCUCGCUGUCCGGCCGCAGCCAGAGUGUGGAUCUUCUGGAUGAAGCCAGCGAGUCGGAGAUGAGGAGGACCUCAAACUCGUGCAUUGUUGAGAACGGGCACCAGCCAGGGGCAGGUCCAGGUGACGGAACCCCUGAGGCUGCCCAGACCCUCCCAGCACCAGAGGUCCCCAAGCUUCGCCCCAGGAGCCUCUCCUUGGGGCCACCCCACCAGCCAGUCAUGGCUGUCACACGGGUCUCUGAGAGGUUUGCUGGGGAGACCUCAGCCACGGCUCUCUCACCCACAUCUGCCACCAUCCUGGGGGGCCUCAACUCAAGCCCCAGUGAAGCCACCAAACCCUGGACUCCCAGUCUCAGUGAGAAGAAUUCUUCUUUCCCACGGCCUUUGUUGGGCUCUGGCUAUGGGGCAGUAACAGCAGGCAGGAGCAAUGACAGCCCACCUCUGGUGACUCCACCCCAGUCGCCCCCCUCCCCAAAGCUGCCAGCCACCACUCAGACCCAUCGGCAGGGGGAGAGCCGCCGGGAGCUGGUGAGGUCGCAGACGCUGCCCCGAACGUCCAGUGCGCAGGCCCGGAAGGCUUUGUUUGAGAAGUGGGAGCAGGAUACGGUGGGCAAGGGGAAAGGCGAGGCCCGGGCCAAGCUGAAGCGGUCCCAGAGCUUCGGGGUGGCCAGCGCCAGCAGCAUCAAGCAGAUCCUGCUCGAGUGGUGUCGCAACAAGACUCUUGGCUACCAGCACGUGGACCUGCAGAACUUCUCCUCCAGCUGGAGUGACGGGAUGGCCUUCUGCGCCCUGGUGCACUCGUUCUUCCCCGAUGCCUUCGACUAUAGUGCCCUGAGCCCCACGCAGCGGCAGAAGAACUUCGAGCUGGCAUUCACCAUGGCUGAGAACCUGGCUAACUGCGAGCGCCUCAUCGAGGUGGAGGACAUGAUGGUGAUGGGCCGCAAGCCGGACCCCAUGUGUGUCUUCACUUACGUCCAGUCGCUGUACAACCACCUGCGUCGUUUUGAGUGAAGCCCCCUGGGCUUAGAGAGCUACAUGGCAAGCCCAGGAGGAGUCCGUGGGUCCGCUUGUGUCGCCUGAGUUGAGGUGGCCCCAGAAGCGGUGCUUCCUGCGAGAGCGCUGUUGGUUCUGCGGGUGUGGCCGCGCCCCCUCCUGCCCCGCUGUGUCACUGAUUGCAGCACUGCUGAGCGGGCUCCGACCGCGUUGAUCACAGCCAGGGGCCCGAAGGAAAAGGGAAAAUUACCAGAGAGAGAGAGAUUGGUGCUAAGUAAUUAUCUUUCUUUUAAAAAAAUGCUUGUCUGUAGAUUCCAGAAUGCUAAAUCACAUUUUCCCUCUGGUGAAUCUGGUUUCACAGGGUUACAUUGAUUACCAAGUUUUUUUUUUCUUUUAAUCAAAAUACCCAGAGUUUUUUACUUCCUCACCCUAUUGUAGUUUCCUUUCCUCCCUCCCUCUGGGCUGCUGCCAGGAAACAGAGAGACGGCUUAAUCAGCAGCCUGACAAAGAAGACCGAAGCUUUGGGAAGAAAGAGUUUGAUCCCUCCCAGGUCUUGGGCAACAGAUGACCUUCAAGUCACCUCAGCUCUCCAGGGAGAUGGGAAGGCUCUCGCUCGGUCCCCAGGCGCUCCUGCCCUUCCCUGGAGGCCCCACAAGUGUGUGUGGCUAAGAAUAGGCUCUCCUGCAGUUGACACUUUUGGGGAUGGACAGGCCCUUUGUGUAGCGAGAUAGUUUUUACUCACAGCUUUUUGAGGGGAUUUGCUGCAGAUAUUUAUAAAAAGUGACGCCAUCUGUAUCAUUGACCAUUUGUACAUAAAAAGAUGUGUCAAACUUC
This is a messenger RNA of Phyllostomus hastatus (greater spear-nosed bat), 2289 nucleotides long. RefSeq names its product smoothelin like 2 (gene SMTNL2). Gene Ontology annotation, biological process: actin cytoskeleton organization; positive regulation of vasoconstriction. Gene Ontology annotation, molecular function: tropomyosin binding; protein phosphatase 1 binding. The record is from RefSeq and is a predicted model, not a curated record. The coding region runs from base 88 to 1473 and encodes 461 amino acids. Lineage: Eukaryota; Metazoa; Chordata; Mammalia; Chiroptera; Phyllostomidae. The transcript has 8 exons. Gene Ontology annotation, cellular component: I band; microtubule organizing center; M band.